This is a messenger RNA of Salvia hispanica, 1449 nucleotides long. Its product is annotated as HXXXD-type acyl-transferase family protein. The record is from RefSeq and is a predicted model, not a curated record. Lineage: Eukaryota; Viridiplantae; Streptophyta; Magnoliopsida; Lamiales; Lamiaceae.
CCAAAGUGCAUGAACCUUAUGUUGUUAUAUAUACAUAAGCUCCUCACCUCUUCUACUCACAAAAACACAUACACUCUCUCAUAGUAAUACAAAAACACCAUGCCUACUUCCUCACUAGUCGUAGUUUCAAAAUGCAAGAUAUACCCCGACCUCAAAUCCACCGUCAAAUCCCUCAAGCUCUCCGUUUCCGACCUCCCAAUGCUCUCUUGCCAAUACAUCCAAAAGGGUGUCCUCCUCCCUCCUCCGCCUCUCUCCUCCGCCGACCUCCUCUCUCUCCUCAAGCUCUCCCUCUCCAAAACCCUCUCUCACUUCCCCGCCCUCGCCGGCCGCCUCCAAACCGACCACUCCGGCCACGUCCACAUCGUCUGCAACGACGCCGGCGUCGAUUUCUUCCACGCCAAAGCGCCGCACCUCUCCACGGAGGCCCUCCUCCCGCCGCCCGAUCACGACAUCCCCCCGGCCUUCCGCCGCUUCUUCCAAUACGACAGCACCCUCAGCUACGCCGGCCAUAGCAAGCCCUUGAUGGCGGUGCAGGUCACCGAGCUCGCGGACGCCGUCUUCGUCGGCUGCACCGUCAAUCACGCCGUCGUGGAUGGGACUUCGUUUUGGAAUUUCUUCAAUACUUUCGCGGAGGUGGCCAAGGGGGUCAAGAAGAUCUCCCGGCCUCCGAAUUUCCGCCGCGACACCGUUUUCGAUUCGCCGGCGGUGCUGGAUUUGCCGGAGGGAGGGCCGUCGGCGACGUUCUCCGGCGACGAGCCCCUCCGCGAGAGGAUCUUCCAUUUCAGCAGAGAGGCGAUCGCGAAACUGAAGGCCAGGGCUAACGGCGUCAACGGUAAAAGUAACGGAGAGAGAAAUGGAAUUCAAUUAGAAAAGAAGGACCACACAGAUCUGAUCUCGUCCUUCCAAUCGCUGAGCGCGCAGCUGUGGCGAUCCGUGACACGUGGCAGGAACUUAGAAGCGGGGAAAACGACGACGUUCCGGAUGGCGGUGAAUUGCCGGCACCGGCUGGAGCCGCGGCUGGAGCCGCUCUACUUCGGGAACGCGAUCCAGAGCAUUCCGACGGUGGCGACGGCGGGGGAGCUGCUUUCGAACGAUCUGAGGUGGAGCGCGGAUCUGCUGCAUCGGAAUGUGGUGGCGCACGAUAACGCUACGGUGCGGCGCGGGGUGAAGGAUUGGGAGAGGAACCCUAGGCUGUUUCCGCUGGGGAAUUUCGACGGGGCGAUGAUCACGAUGGGAAGCUCGCCGAGGUUCCCCAUGUACGACAAUGAUUUCGGGUGGGGGAGGCCGCUGGCGGUGAGGAGCGGGAGGGCGAACAAGUUCGACGGGAAGAUCUCGGCCUUCCCGGGGGCGGAGGAGGACGGGAGCGUUGAUCUAGAGGUGGUGCUAUCGCCGGAAACAAUGGCGGCUGUAGAGAAUGAUUUGGAGAUUAUGCAGUAUGUGUCUUGAGUU